AUGAGCCUACCACCAUCCAAGGCCGUACCUCACACGAAAUGUCGUCCGUUGACUAGCACAGGCGAGCUCACAUUUAAAAGGGCUCGUCGGUCCUCGGAAGUGGACGAAACUCUGGCCGUUUGCCAGUGUUGGAGGAUUCUUCGUUCGCUUCUCGUGGCGACUACCGAUCGGCCUCGGCCUCGGCUUCCGGAUUCGCUGCAACAAACAAAAAUCAAGAAUAAUUUGGAUGCGUUGCGCACAGUGCUCGACGAAAACGGCUUUCGCACGUCGACUGUCAUGUCGCCUCGACCAGGUUUGUCGUUGUACAAGGAUUCGUUCCGGCUCAAGUGCGAGAAGGGAAGCCAAGGCCCACCAAAGAAUAGCAUAUACGACAACCAAAGAAAUCUGGCGAGAGAAUUCUUGAUUGUAAUGUUUGGCCUGUAUCCACACCAGGAGACGCUGGAACGCCUCUACACUUCGUCGUUCAAGAUGGUGUUCAGCCUCUUGCUCUUUUGCGACCGUCUACGGGAGGCCUGUCCUGACGCCCUACAGGACACCGAAGUGCAAAAACUCGUCGACCAAGCUGAAACAGAAUGUCGAUUGCUAGGAACGUCGUCUUUGGAUUCAAUAUCCGAGCAAAUAUACGCAGCUAGUCGCAAGGUGCCGGAAAAGAUUGCCGGGUUGAUUCAAACUGCGGUACAAAGCGACCCCAGGCUUCGUGUUGAGCAGCUUCAACACGAGCACGAGAGGAUUCUCUGUUGCUAUUCCACCGUCUCCAACGUUCACAUGCAGCUCUUUACACAAUAUUAUGAUCUCGUCAUCAAAGACGUGUACUUCAAAGAUUCGCACAUAGAAAAGUAUCAGCGAAUCACUAUAUAUUUGUACGAGCCGGACGUAGAUUUGCUUGCGCCUCCCAAGUUUACCUUCUUACCGUCUUUGUACACGGCUUUGACUCGCGGGGCUGAGGCAGUUUCCGAGUUGAUGGUCGACACUUUUUGGACUCAGCUUCUCCGACAAGGCUACUUUUGUGCGACCGAGAUCCAGACAUUGUUGGCACCCAGCCUGAACCAUUACUUCCUGUCAGGCGUGACCCGGGACUCGACUGUUCCCAUACAGCUCAACGCUCACUUUACCCCCACCUUUCCGCUCUGCUUUUAUUUGCAUGGCAAAGCUGGGGUGGGCAAAUCGAGUCUGGCUCACGCCUUUGCCCCUGCACUUAAUGCGACGGUGGAGCAGUAUGCCGAUCCCGAAAUUGUGGUGCGCUUUGUAAAGCAAAAUCUCAACAAGCCCAUGGAUACGUUGCGGUUAGAGCUCGAACUACGACCCAACAACAACGAUCUUUCCGUCAUGAGUAUUAUUCGAGGCCGACGCAUGACCAUGAGACAGAGCAAACCGGGCUUGGUAGUCGUAAAUUUGGAAGAAAUGUCUCGAGACGAUGCGAAUGCUGAUCCCAAUCAAUUAGCCACCGCUCAGCUCAUUAGUCAGCGGUUUUCCGGACGAACCGGUGACUGUCAGGGAGAUGCCGGCAUCCCACGUAACUCGUCAAGGCGUGGUAUCAGUGAAGAAGCCACAAUCAUUCCGUUGUUCACAUCGAACUAUGUCUUGGGCGUGUCGUCCUAUCAAGCAUUGAGCAAACUGCACAUGUUUCAAAAUUUGGUCUGUGUCGAAAUGAUAGCGGUAUCCGGUGAAGACCGAGUCCGCUUCGCCAAUUCAUAUUUUCUGCAAUGCCUGCAAGAUCGUCUUCCACAGUUCAUUCUGGGCAACUGCACUCUUUGUUUGGACAUUCCUUUGGGAAUUGGAGAUACUCGACCUCUUGUGCGGCACUUGCGCAUGCUUGCUUUCUAUACAUGUUCUACGCUCGCAAUAACAAGCCAGCUAUUGCAUAUACACGUGUCUAUCGUCAAAAAGAGCGACAGCUAUAAGAUUUCGGCGAAUGGCAUCCAGUCAAUGGAAUUGAAAAUCGGUAGUAUGGGCAACAUUAUCCCAUCCAAACAGCGAACCUUUGAUCCGCGUACCAUGCUAGCAAUUGAAAAGCUUCGUUCACGGCAACUUGGCGCCGUCGGUGCAAGCGUUCCUCUCAAUCUGGAAGAGCUCUCGAUCAUUUUCGACUUCUGGCUAGCCAAAACAUUGGCACCUGCGGUCAUCCUGUCGAAAGAUCGGUCUCUAAUUAAGAGCAUUUUCGCUUCCACGAAAAAGAUAGUGGAUGUCCGUUGCAUCGAACAUGUCAACUCUAGUGAAUACAAAAUGAUGAAGAGCCUGUACGAUCCUAGCGAUACGCCUAAUCUGCGUGACGAUAUACUUCAGUUCGGACCUGAGUCGUUGGUAUGUGUUGAACUGCAUUGCGAAACAGUUGACGCUCAGUUGUGUAUCCGAGAAAUUAUUGAGGACACGCCUUCCAUGACGGCUUUCUCAACCGAAAAGUCGGCUUUGCACAAGUCUGGGCUUUUAUUUCUUGUUUACAUUCACGAAGAAAUUACACCGGAACUAAGAUCGCGGGCUUCUCUGAUUGUCUAA
Messenger RNA from Phaeodactylum tricornutum CCAP 1055/1, 2493 nucleotides. RefSeq lists its product with no specific name. Lineage: Eukaryota; Bacillariophyta; Bacillariophyceae; Surirellales; Neidiaceae. Bases 1 to 2493 code for a protein of 830 amino acids. The transcript has a single exon. The record is from RefSeq and is a predicted model, not a curated record.